This is a messenger RNA of Clonostachys solani, 1071 nucleotides long. The record is from the annotation of a GenBank genome assembly. Lineage: Eukaryota; Fungi; Ascomycota; Sordariomycetes; Hypocreales; Bionectriaceae.
AUGCCACUGACCUUCCUGGCUUCAGUCUUCGAAUGCUUGAGCCAAAUUUUCUUCGGCAUGCGCCCUCUCAUGAACAUUGAAGACAUUGAUGUCCCUUUGCCGGAGCAAGAAAGCGCAUGGAGUGCAGUUACUCAAUCAGACUGGGAAUCGGCGAUUGGUGAGCGGUCCGGUGGUCAGGCAUCGAAAAACUCACUAAAAAGAGUUCUCUAUGGUAUCGAUUCCAUGCAACAGGUUCUACCGGAAGUGGAUGGAUUCAUCCGACUCCUCCUCACAGUGACGUUAUUCGUUGAGGAGAACAUGGAGCUUCUCAGAACAAAAUCAUGGUUGGCGGAAGGGAUUUCGAAUCCCUCAUCACUGGCACGCAGCCGGUCCUCAACUCAGCCAACCCUCGAGAGAGACACGCCUUUUCGUCUCCAGAAUCGCAUAAAGGCCAUGGACGCUGACUUCAAUCUCCUCCAGCCCAACUUCACGAUCUAUCCGUUCGUGAGCGAUCUCUCCAUCAUGGAGGCUUGCAUGUACCAUGAAGUUCACAUCAUGCGCCAUGUUCGCCUCGAAGGACUCUACGCAUUAACAGGGUGGCAAGCGAGCAAGACAUAUAUAGAUAUCGCCGAACGUGACUUCAAGUUAUGGCUCCAUGACCACCAGCCAACAAUACGCAAAUGUCUUUGGCAUGCCGCUACCCUACUCAGUACCCUGCACUCUCGACGGCAUAUGACACUCUGGGAGCCCCUGUGCUUCCUUACAAGGGCGAUAUUUCUCUGGGCAUAUCUCAAGCAUGCCGACAGCAAAACAGUUCAGCCGUCAUCUUCCGAACAUAUGAUUGAAAACCAGAAAGCAUUGCGCCUCGACCGACUGACGAAAGCGGAUGAGCGGAAUGCUUGGAUUGAUCAUGGGUUCAACGGAAAUGUCCAUGUAACGGGAAUUGGCAACCUCAAUCCCGGGGAGCACCCCAAUCGGGUUCUGGAGGAGUUACAUAGAUAUCUAAUUUCUCAAACUGGAACGGCAAAUCUCGCAGGCGGCAUCGCAAAGGCUGCCAUGCAGGUGUGCCGUGGCUUACCACCAUCGUUUUAA